UCUUUUAAUGUUCAAAUUGUGAAAUUUUGUGUUAUGAUUUUAGAUGAUACAGAUGAACUCAAAAUAUUGGCUAAGAAAUUGAAAAUCAAAUCCAAAACAUCUAAUAAUUUAAAUAAUUCUCCACUUCCUUCGAAAAGAUCACGCAAGCCAAAAAGAAGUUGGUCAUUUGGAGAGGAUAUAGCUCCUCCACCCAAAAAAAAUAAAGUUGAAACUAAGAAAAAUAAUAAUAAAGAAUUGUCUACAAAUCUUAAAUGUCAAGUACAAAACUUAAUCAAUCAAAAUAACAGUACAGACGUUCAAAAAAGCAAGAUUUCACCACCAAAAGAAAUUUUUGAAACCAGCCCAAGCAAGGAGGAACUCAAGAUGAUGAUAGAACAGCAACAAAAGCUCCUUAUAUCACGUGAAAAUUCUAAGUCAGAGAAAAAAAGUGAUGAUUUAAGUCCAAAAAAAACUGAAGAAAAUGAUAUUAUUUCUGAUAGUGAUGACGAUGAUAGCAAUAAUGAUAGAAUUGAGGAUGACAGUGAUAAAAAUAAAAAUAAAUAUCAAGAAAAGAAAACACAAGAAAAUGAUAAUCAGAUCCUUGUUGAGGCUUCUGUAGAAGGAACCUCUCGUGACGAUGAUUUUAUUGAAAGAUAACAUUUACUGUACAAAAACGGCAUUCGAGGAUGCUGUUGACUUUAGUCGGAAAUCUGCGACUUCAUUCUUACGGCGUCUAAUGAACGGCGUAUUCAAACGUAAUGCUAUUUUAAAUUGUACGUACAGUGGACGACCUCCUAAUGCUCAAGGAAAAACAAAACAAUCUCAAAAAGUAGAACCAUUAGAUAGAAAUGCUAAAAAAGCAGUUUUAGAAUUUUGCACUGAGUACGCAACAACAAAGGGAUGGCUAGCUUCAACCGAUGCAAAACUGCGUAAAGCUAUGACUCAAUGGGUUGGCGAGGUUAAAAGAGAAAAUAAGAAAAAUAAAAAAUCAUAG
Cotesia congregata is the source of this 973-nucleotide messenger RNA. Lineage: Eukaryota; Metazoa; Arthropoda; Insecta; Hymenoptera; Braconidae. The record is from the annotation of a GenBank genome assembly.